CUCUUCUUAUCCUUUGAGUGCUGGAUAGCUAUUUCUUAUAAAGUGCUUCACCAUUUUCUUAAGGAAGAAUCAUUUUCUAACAGGAGGAGGUAAUGGUGUUGGAGCGCAUUCUGCUGCAGACCAUCAAGUUCGACCUGCAGGUGGAGCACCCCUACCAGUUCCUGCUGCGCUAUGCCAAGCAGCUGAAAGGGGACAAAAACAAGGUGCAGAAGCUGGUUCAGAUGGCCUGGACCUUUGUGAACGACAGCCUGUGCACCAUGGUGGCCCUGCAGUGGGAGCCGCAGAUCAUCGCCGUGGCCGUUAUGUAUCUGGCUGGACGCCUCUCUAAGUUUGACAUCCAGGACUGGACCUCCAAGCAGUUGUCCCAGCGCUGGUGGGAGCAGUUUGUCCACGAUGUGCCUGUUGAGGUGCUUGAAGAUAUCUGCCACCAGAUCCUGGACCUGUAUUCUCAGGCCAAGCAGAAAAUUCCUGAUGGAGGGAUGGGGACAGCUGGAACCCCCCCCCAGCUUUCCCUCCUAUCCCCCCCUGCCCCACCGCAGGCCAAGAAGGCCUCCCCUCAGACCAGCCCCCGAUUACCAAGACCAGCCCAGCCAUCGCCAAAAGAUGACAGCAAGCCCAGCAAGCUGUCAAAUCUAGAACCUCCUCCACCUCCGGCCCCCCCUCCUCCUCCAGUCUCCAUAAACCCAGACCAUAAACCCCCUUCCUCCUAUCCACCAGCCUCGGAUCUCUCAUCCAGACCACCCCCCCCACCUUUACCCCAUUGCCCACCACCACCACCUCCUCCUCCCAUGGACCUCACCACCUCCAGCUCCCUGGUGUCCAGUGAAGGUUAUCAGAAGCUCCAGUCCAUGAUGAGGACAGAGGCCUCCUGUUACACCACUGCCCCCCCGGCCUGUUGUCCACCACUGGGCUUCCACCACUUCCCCCCUGGCACAACCCCCUUCCACACCCCCCCACUCUCAGCCUAUAGCUACCUGCUGGCUCCUCCUCCCUCAGUCAUUGGGAUGGCACCUAUUUUAAAUAGUGGGUACCCCCCCCCACCAACAACUGCUGGACACAAUCAACUGCCUCCUGGGAUGCCGCCAGUCAAUGGGCUGAGUCGGGGUACUUGGAUGAGAUGAGGAUCAAUACAAUCCCUGUAAAGGCAGCUUUAGUGAUAUGAAUGCUCUGUGUUAAAGGAGACAUGGAGGAUUGUAAAAUACAUGUGUAGCUUUAGCUCUCUUUUUUGCACAUUAUGUCAUUACAUUCUGUCAUGUUUUAAUGUAGACAGUUUACACAUCCGUUUUAUCUUCUAAAAUGUCUAUAAUCGCCUGGUGUCCUAUUGACAUAUUUUGGAUGUUCAAUAGCACAACACUUUCACUGUUAUCUUUCCAUACGCCUAAUCAAGAGAACGCAGUACUGUAACGACAGCUUUCCCCCUAUUCUAGUAGGGGUCUAGUAAGGCUAGUCUGUAAACGGCUAUGCAUUUCACAACUGCCAAUUCAAUUCAAACAGAUUAGUUUCCUUUGUCAAAUAUCUUUCUACUGGUAUAUGAUGAAAAGGAAACUCUGGAAAAGAUCAUUUUUGUAAGGAUGUAAUGUUGUGAAUACAUAGGCACACUUUUUCAAAAAUGCUUCUAUUUAAACUUAUUUUUUGUUCAUAAUAAAAACCUGAAAAACCA
Molecule: messenger RNA, 1660 nt
Organism: Notothenia coriiceps (black rockcod)
Lineage: Eukaryota; Metazoa; Chordata; Actinopteri; Perciformes; Nototheniidae
Product: cyclin-K-like
Exons: 7
Coding region: 93-1121 (342 amino acids)
Biological process (GO): regulation of transcription by RNA polymerase II
Molecular function (GO): cyclin-dependent protein serine/threonine kinase regulator activity
Source: RefSeq, a predicted model, not a curated record